AUGGGCAACUGCAACGCGAGCAGCGUGAGCUCCAGCAGCGAGCUGCAGGUCGGAGCGGCGCAGAGGCAUCCGAGCCUCAUGUCCCUGCCCAUGCGAACCAACAUGAAGUUCGGGUGGAGACCGGACAUGCCGGACCACCGUGACCUCCGCGUAACCUUUGACAAGGUUGAUGCGCCGAGCCACAUCACGAAGAAGUCCGAGGGAGAGAAGGAAAUCGUUGACCUGCGACCCAUGAACGGUGGCUUUCCCAUCUUCGAUCAGGGACAUCUCGGCAGCUGCACGGCAAAUGCCUUGGCAGCAGCCUUCCACUUCACCCUCCACAAGAUGCAGGUGGAAAACCACAAGGAUUUCGCAGACUUCACCCCCAGCCGACUGUUCAUCUACUACAAUGAACGCCUCGUCGAGGGCAGCGUGAACCAGGACGCUGGGGCGAUGAUUCGUGACGGCAUCAAGACGAUGUCCAAGGUCGGGGUGUGCCCGGAGAGUAUCUGGAAGUACGAUGAUGGACCGGAUUUCUUCAAGCAACAGCCAGACGACAAGUCUUACGAGCUUGCGCAGAAGUGCAGGGUUAUGGGCUAUGCUCGUGUCGCGCAAGAUCUGAGCCAGUUCAAGGCAUGCCUCAAGAACGGCUACCCCUUCGUCUUUGGCUUUGCCGUCUUGUCAAGCUUCCAGACAGCGGAGGUUGCCAGGACCGGCAAGAUGGUGAUGCCCCAGGCAACCGACCAGCAGCUGGGCGGCCAUGCCGUGUGCGCCGUGGGCUACGACGACUUCCAGCAGUGCUUCAUUGUCCGCAACUCUUGGGGCGAAGCGUGGGGCGACAAGGGCUACUUCUACAUGCCCUACGAGUACAUGUGCCAUCCGGCGCUUGCCUCUGACUUCUGGGCCAUCAACUGGGUUGAGGGCUUCAAGAACACCAGCAGCAUCUUAGAGAGUGGCAAGCUGCAGAUUGGAGGGGCGCCCAGACAUCCAAACGUUGUGUCCCUGCCCAUGCGCACAAACAUGAAGUUCGGCUGGCGGCCAGACAUGCCAGACCAUCGCGACCUCCAUGUGACCUUUGGCAAGGUUGAUGCUCCCAGCCACAUCAAGAAGAAGGCCGAGGGAGCGAAGGAAAUCGUUGACCUGCGACCCAUGAACGGUGGCUUCCCCAUCUUCGAUCAGGGACAUCUCGGCAGCUGCACGGCAAACGCCUUGGCAGCAGCCUUCCACUUCACCCUCCACAAGAUGCAGGUGGAAAACCACAAGGAUUUCGCAGACUUCACCCCCAGCCGACUGUUCAUCUACUACAAUGAACGCCUCGUCGAGGGCAGCGUGAACCAGGACGCUGGUGCCAUGCUCCGCGAUGGCAUCAAGACGAUGUCCAAGGUCGGCGUUUGCCCAGAGAGUGUUUGGAAGUAUGAUGACCAGCAGGAUUUCUUCAAGCAGCAGCCCAAUGACAAGGCCUACGAGCUUGCACAGAAGUGCAAAGUCAUCGGCUAUGCGCGUGUGGCACAGGACUUGAGUCAGUUCAAGAUGUGCAUCAAGAGCGGCUAUCCCUUCGUCUUCGGCUUUGCCGUCUUGUCAAGCUUCCAGACAGCGGAGGUUGCCAGGACCGGCAAGAUGGUGAUGCCCCAGGCAACCGACCAGCAGCUGGGCGGCCACGCUGUGUGCGCCGUGGGCUACGACGACUUCCAGCAGUGCUUCAUUGUCCGCAACUCCUGGGGAGAAGCGUGGGGCGACAAGGGGUACUUCUACAUGCCCUACGAGUACAUCUGCCACCCUUCGCUCGCCCACGACUUCUGGGCCAUCAACUGGGUGGACGGCUUCAAGAAUGCGAGCACCAAGAACCCGAUCAAGAAGUGA
Molecule: messenger RNA, 1839 nt
Organism: Symbiodinium sp. CCMP2592
Lineage: Eukaryota; Dinophyceae; Suessiales; Symbiodiniaceae
Source: the annotation of a GenBank genome assembly